Messenger RNA from Ruditapes philippinarum (Manila clam), 1018 nucleotides. RefSeq lists its product as uncharacterized. NCBI's taxonomy places the organism in Eukaryota, Metazoa, Mollusca, Bivalvia, Venerida, Veneridae. The record is from RefSeq and is a predicted model, not a curated record. Bases 207 to 959 code for a protein of 250 amino acids. The transcript has 5 exons.
GUCUGUUUUACUAUAAUUUACACAGUUGUUGUCUUAGAAUACAGCUACUUCCGGUCUUGCAUGCUUGUGUUGAAAUAAUUUUUUUAUUCAAAAGUAUUGGUAUAGUACUGUAUAUUUAGACUGUCAAGUCUAUAUAAAGUGGGUCUUUGCUAUUCGAGAGAUAUUAUUAGGAUCAUUCUAUUAUUCUGUUUCAGGAAUUAUCAAAAAUGAGCUCUCAAAGGGGAAAUGUUCAGAAAUCAAGAGCACCGAAAUACCAGAAUAAAUCUGCAUUUAAGAACGUUUAUCAUGAUACAAGCAAAAAGACCCAGCAAAUUGUGAGCACGGUGGUGUCUGGAGUUUGUUCGAGAUGCAAGGACUGUAUUGACUGGAAGAUCAAAUAUAAGAAAUACAAGCCACUAACACAGCCUAAAACAUGCGUAAUAUGUAAACAGAAGACGGUGAAGCAGGCUUACCAUGUGAUGUGUAAUAAAUGUAGUGCAGACAGUAACAAGUGUGCAAAAUGUGGUGAGAAAAAACAGGUUGUAAUAAAACCUAAGUUAUCAGAGGCUGAACAAGCUGUUGAAGACAGGGAGUUACAGUUUGAAUUGGAGCAGUUACCGGAGAGGAAAAGAAGAACGUUUCUAAGGUUGCAAGAGAAAGGACAACUGAAUGGGAUGGAUGCUGAUAACCAGUUUAAUGGAAGUGAUAAAGGUUUUGAUGAUGAUGAUGCUGAAAGUGGUGACGAAGAUGAUGAUGUUAGGGCUCAAGACGAUAUGACCGAUUCAUCACCAAUGAAUACUGAAGACUGUAAUAAACAAUUUGCUGAAGGAACAGUGAGAAAUGAAACAGAAAAAAACACUACAGAGUUAAAUUCAGCUCCUGUUGUCACGAAAGUAGAGAAUGACAACAAACCUGUAGAUGGAAAGGAAGACAUUGAUGUAUCUAAACUAGCAAUUUCUGCAUCUAAUGAAAAUGAUUGAGUAAAUAUUUUAAUUCUAUGACUAAAAAACUUUGUGUAAUAAAAGCUUGAUACAUCAUU